This is a messenger RNA of Hyla sarda, 1113 nucleotides long. RefSeq names its product zinc finger MYND-type containing 15 (gene ZMYND15). Lineage: Eukaryota; Metazoa; Chordata; Amphibia; Anura; Hylidae. Gene Ontology annotation, molecular function: histone deacetylase binding. The record is from RefSeq and is a predicted model, not a curated record. Gene Ontology annotation, biological process: negative regulation of DNA-templated transcription.
AUGGAGUUUGACUCUGGAUAUCGGGACCCUCUAUGGGUAUAUUGAGAGCUGCUCUUCAGCUAGUACUACAUGAAGGAAUAUACGGGCAGACUGGAGAACCUUAGGAGCCAUCCCCAACAGGAAAUCAAGGCUCUGCUCCAUGACGCCACCUGCUGGUUCCUACACGUCCUACAGAACUACAGCGUUGGCUUCCAGACCCAGACCCAUGAGCUGCAGAUGAGAGAUGGAUUCCAUAUGGACAACCUGCUGCACUUCACAGACAUGCAGAAGUCCAUCUGCCUUAUCAACCUGGACGAGAAGACCAACAAUGGGGCGCCCACAGAGGACAUGUGCAGUAUGAAGUACCUACUGAUGGUGGCUGAAGAGACCGGUGCUGUGGUCGGCGUGAACUUCCUGAUGGACAGUGAGUGUAGUGGUAACAAGACCCAGUACACAUGCAAACUGCGAUCCUACCACCUCCUGUACCAGUGCAUGGCGCUACCAAUGGAAGGCGGACAACCUCGAGGUCCCCAGAGACUGGCCAUUGGAGAACCAUUAGUGCACAAGGUAGUUGGGGUCCAGGAUUCCUCUUCCUUGGGGGUUGAAGUGCAGAAGACACUAAUGAAAGACUUGUCGUUAGGCGAUAACUUCAUCUUCUCCAUACAAACGGUACAAUGCUGCCAGUGUAGGAAACGGAGGUUCGAGGUCACGAUAACUCCAUGGCCACAGAGGCUGACAGUACCUAUUGUAAUAUCAGUCCGCUCAGUUUUGUACUGCUCGAAGGACUGUAAGGUGCAGGACUGGAAAAAAAGUCCCAAGGAUAUCAGCCAUGAGUUCUGGUGUGAGAAGAUGAGGUUCAUGCAGGACGAGGAGCGACUGGCCGACCUACCCUUCCACUUCAUAAAGGAAGAACCUAGGUUUAAUAGGGAGUUUUUUCUGAGCAGUCAUGAUUUGACCGGUGGAUACUGGAUGGUGGAGAGCAUUCACUACUGGAUGGUGGAGAUUGUCCACUACCACAACACAAGCCUGCUCUAGAGCCUGGAGGGAAGAAGAGGAGAACCUCUACUGAAGGACACAGACAUCCUCCUAAGGCAGCAGCCUAAAGAAAGGUUCAAGAGGCCAUUGGGUAUCUGA